AGAUGUCAGCAUAUGCGUUAUCCAAGACGUACUUUGUCGACACCCCUAUUUUCCCGUAGAACUUGAACUGCUCUGCAUAAUUAAGAAGGUGCAUGGUUCAUUUGAAAAGUGAAUCCCAAAGCGCCACAAAAACUUUUAAGGAAUUUUCUUCAACUGAGCUGAGAACGAUUUUUUGCAGAUAAGAUACUUAAAUUCCUCUCUUCUUCUCACAUCUUCUGCCGAUAAAGCUUUUUUUUUCUGUUUCCCCGUGAUAUUCGUGCCAAAGAAAAUUGGGGAAGAAUAAAGGAACAAUUGAACAGAGAACGUCUAUCAGAAAACUUCUGAGAAGAGGAAAAAGAAGCUAAAAGGAAAAGAAAAAAAUGUUCAUAUCAUCAACAACUAAUUGGGGGAAACGAAUAGAUGUGAUAGAUGCUUGAUAAGUUAAUUAUAAUUCUCUUUCAUUACUCGAGGACUAUAAAAGGAUUACUUUUCAAGUAAUAGGGUCAUGUAAAUAGCUGUUGAUGAGAUAAGAAAAAUGUUGAAGUUCGUCGUGAACGGCAAAAAUAGACAAAAGAGGUCACCUUCAACGUCAUCGGAUAAGCCUAAAGUUUGCACUCUGCAAGCACAUAUAGAUGCUGUCUCCCUACCAAUUGAGUUGUCGCGGGAAUCGGAUAACGAUACAGAAUUUGAAUUAUUGAUAACCCGGGAUGAAAUUCGUGAUAUAACACAAGUCGGCGUUGAAAAGUGCGACGACGGCAGGAAAACCCCUUCACAAGAUUCCGAUAUAGAAAGUUUUAAGAGCGAAGCAGACAAAUCAGACGAAAAAGAAUGCAAAGGAGCGGACUCCAGUUCGGGAAUAGCUUCGGCUUCGAGUCCUGAUGAAGCUGUUACUGAAAGACCGAGUAGAUGGCGCCAUCAAACGUCUGACGUCGUACGAAAUUAUGUUGCAUCUCAAUUAUACUGUUCACCUGUUUAUCAUUUGCCCGAUUUUCUGCUUGUAAAGAUAUUUUCAUAUCUCGAUGCUCAUGAGAUAAGUAAAUGCGCCUCUGUCUCUAGAGCUUGGUACUCAGCAGCCUGGGAUCCGUCUUUAUGGCGUCAUAUUUCCUUAAAACAUAAUGAUAUUGAUGCAGAUUACGCAAUUAAAGCUCUCACAAAAAGACUGUCGUAUGACACACCAACAAUUUGUGUUAGUGUGGAAUCUCUAGAUUUAAGCAACACCAGAUUAUCUGACAAUGGCUUAAGGAUUAUUGGUAGAAGAUGUCCUGAGCUAAGGUCGCUAGUCAUUCGUAAAUGUUCGGCUGUAACCAAUGUUGGAAUUUGUGAAAUUGUAUCUCGUUGUGUCAACCUUAAUCAAUUAGACGCUUCAGGUUGUCCGAAUGUCUCUUGCCUUUGUCUAUCUCCUUCCGCGUCGGCCCAUCUGCCAGCUCACGCUAAAAGAGUUUAUGUUCGAAAUUUAGAUUUAAGUGAGUGCUCGGCCCUGGAAGACACAGGACUGCAUUUAAUCGCUUCAUACUGCAAUCAAUUACAGUAUGUCUAUCUAAGAAAAUGUAUUAGAAUAACAGACAUUGGACUUCAAUAUCUUGCUUCAUUAUGUUCCAACAUUAAGGAAUUAUCCGUCAGUGAUUGUCCCUCUAUUGGCGAUGCGGGAAUUUGUCAAACUGCUGAGAGACUACAAUCAAGCCUAAGAUAUUUGUCAAUAGCAAAAUGUGAGAAUAUAACGGACACUAGCCUUAUUUCAUUAGCAAAAUACUGCAAAAGACUCAGGUAUUUAAAUGCACGAUCGUGCGCAAUAACGGACCGGGGAUUAUCGGUGCUCUGUAGGUCUUUGGGACCGAGAUUAAAAUCACUGGACGUUGGAAAAACCGCCGUAAGCGAUCUUGGCGUUUGUUGCUUGGCCGAAAAUUGCACACAAGUCAGGAAACUAAGCCUAAAAUCUUCAAAAACCGUUACGGAUCAAGGGAUAGUCUCCUUGGCGAAGACAUGCGUAUACCUACAUCAUUUAAAUAUACAUGAUUGCCAUCUAUUGACAUGGAGAUCAUAUCGUGCUAUAAAAAGAUCUUGUAAGCGAUGUGUUAUUGAACAUUCAAAUCCAACUUUUUUCUGAAUAUUUGUUUAAAAAUUUUUAUUUUUUUCUGACAGAAAUACAAUUGUACAGAUUCUUUAUUCAAUCUACAACAUAUUUUCC
Messenger RNA from Dimorphilus gyrociliatus, 2164 nucleotides. The record is from the annotation of a GenBank genome assembly. NCBI's taxonomy places the organism in Eukaryota, Metazoa, Annelida, Polychaeta, Dinophilidae.